Molecule: messenger RNA, 393 nt
Organism: Cylicostephanus goldi
Lineage: Eukaryota; Metazoa; Nematoda; Chromadorea; Rhabditida; Strongylidae
Source: the annotation of a GenBank genome assembly
AUGUUUCAUGGACUGUUCUGCAAGAUGAGCCCAACACUUCAGAUUUUUGUUGAUGCAACGCAAGAGACUGUAGCACUUCCUUCUACGAGCGUUGUGGCUAAAGUGCAAGAGCAUGAAAUCAGCGAGAAGCUUGAAAGUGGCUGUCCAAUCAUCACUGGUAACAAAGAUAACGAUGGACAGGUCCUUAUUGGUAGCCAGCCGUUCUGGAUGAACGAUAAUGAAGUGGAUAUCAUUACAGCCGAUGAUCUGCAGCUGAAUGCAGAAGUUGUAUUAGACGUAGAUGAUGGAAAGAUCGUCCUGGAAACUAUGCCAAAGAUUCCGUUUGUCUUUCCUAUCAAAGUCAAUCACCAGACAUUUCAUGCGCUUGACCUGCCAUUUGCAGAGUGCUUCUGA